GGUUUGUUUACACAUUCCGCAGUAAUCGGUUCGCAGCCUAUCAGCACACACACACAAAAAAGCAAAAACAGUGCCAUCAUAGAAGUGUGUUAAAAAACGUUUUAUUUUCAUGUAAUCUAAUGUAACAUUCAUUCCCCCAGUGCCAAAAUACUCAAACAACCAAGUGCCAAGUGUUUUACGUGCGUGCCCGCGACAGUUCUGCAUGGGCUCCCGUGCCCUUUGUGUCGUGUGCCCGUUGCUUUCCACUUGUUGCUUUGUGCGAUGAGAAAGUUUCAACGGUUUCUCGCUUCCGUGGCAGCUUUGGCCGUGCUGUAUGGCGUGUAUCGAUACUCCUUCCGCAAGGACAGUGAAGGGAACUAUCUGUUUCUGCUGCCCGGGGAGGGUGGAAGGUCAGUGAGCGACAGCGAACAGCAAUCGUCAGCGGUGAGCAGUGAGCGGGAGUGGUCGUCCGUGGAUCCUUCCCGGUUGGCCAACUUGACCGGAUUCGAGUAUGUAAUAGCGAACGAUAUCUGCAAGGAGAACGGCAGCUUUUCGGAACUACUGGGAGUGAUUCUGGUAACCUCGUACGUCGGUCACGAUGAGAUCCGCGCUGCCCAUCGACAAGCCAUAUCGCAGCAGAAGCUGCUCUCGAUGGGGCUGUUGCGUAUAUUUUCCCUCGCCUCGAUUCCACCAACCGAACGCUUCAUCACGCAGGCCGCCAUCGAAGCCGAACAGCGCCUGCACGGCGAUCUGAUUCAGGGCAACUUCGUCGAGGCGUAUCGUAAUCUCACCUACAAGCACCUGAUGAGCUUGCAGUGGGCAACGCAACACUGCCGCGGUGCCAAGUAUCUGCUCAAGAUGGACGACGAUAUCGUGUACGAUCCGUUCUAUAUCCAGAACUAUCUGUCCGAUCUGCACCAGAGCGAGGAGGCGCGAACCCACCACCACCUGCUGGCCGGGUACGUGUUUCGCAGCAAAAAGGUCAUCCGUUUGCAGGCGAACAAGUGGUACGUGUCGCGGGACGAGUUCCCGGGCGACAUUUACCCCCCGUACCUGUCCGGGUGGCUUUACAUCACGAACCAGCGGACGGCCCGGGCACUGGCGGCGGAAUCGCAGAAGGCGGGCAGCUUCUUCUGGAUCGACGACACCUUCAUCACGGGCAUACUGGCACAGCGGCUGCAGAUACAACCGACCGCCCUGAACCGCUGGUACAGCUCCAACUCCGAGUUUCUGGACUGCUGCAUCCGGGACAUGAAGCGCUACUCGUACCAGUGCGACUACUACGUCGGCCCGAACGGUGGCAAUGGGAAGCUGAUCAUGGAGUUCAUCCAGGAGCUGGAACGGUGCUACGACAAUGCGUGCUACCAGCGGCCCCCGGGCAAAUCGCUCACCGCGACGUGCGUUGCCGAGUACAAGCAGCAGAUCCAGCCCGACCACGGUACGGCCAUGAUCAGUCAGAUGAAGCUGAGAAAGUAGUAUGGUAAUGGUAAGCUAAGGGUACGGGAAUAGUUACCAAACCGAUAUAAAUAACCCCCUCCAUCCACUAGCAUGUGCCAACGAACGAAACAACGAACUACCUUUCCUCCCUUACCAUACUAUCAUUGCCAUUUUAGUGGGGGGAAAAAGACACAUUUUUUACACACAUCCGUCCUUAAUCAUGUGCACGAUCACACAAACGAUACUGCCAUUAAUUUUUAAUCCCUCUUACACUAAGAUAGAGACAGAGAGAGGGAGAGAUGUAUUAGUAUUAGUAGUGCAAGACUUACAAGUAGAUUUAGUUAGCAAAAGCGUAUUAUUUUACAUCAUCGAGAACCAUUCCCUCACAAAACUUACGAGACCGAUCUUUAGAACCGAUCUGUGAUACCAAUUGCUGCACAAAACACACAAACACUACCGGACCGGAAUCUCAGCCCCAAAAAAACGCGGUGCAAUAUAUAGGUAAUUCCUCCGAUGUGUUUAUUGCGUGGUUUCAAGUAUUAUUUUGAUCACUAAAUAAAUCGCUUGCAUAGUAGCAAUGUGAACAACGGCAA
Molecule: messenger RNA, 2009 nt
Organism: Anopheles coluzzii
Lineage: Eukaryota; Metazoa; Arthropoda; Insecta; Diptera; Culicidae
Product: beta-1,3-galactosyltransferase 5
Exons: 2
Coding region: 262-1455 (397 amino acids)
Cellular component (GO): membrane
Molecular function (GO): hexosyltransferase activity
Source: RefSeq, a predicted model, not a curated record